ACGUUCUCCCAAUGUCACCUUGAAUUGGGUAACACACCAGAAUGGUCCGUGCACAUGACGUAUCUGCAACGGACCAAGACCUCAUUCACUACCCUCAAUAGGCAGCUGUACAGCAAAACUGCUAGGCAGUGGGUAUUGGCGACGAAAUACAUAAGAUGCACAACCGUUUGGAGAGAACAAUCCGAGCACAUUCUACUCCAGAGGCGACUUGUAAGCAUCGUCAACAUUUCUUUCCCAGCAAGCAACACUGAAAAAGUAUCACGAAUCACCAUGGCACAAGGUUUCAAGUUAAAGCAGGAAUCCAGGAAUACGAAGGACAAACUGAUACUGGAAGACAAAUUCUUCGGGAUAUUCGAGGACUAUCUCGGAUCUUCCACGUCCCAAUCUGCAUUGGUUGUCGCACGACAUAUUGACGACGCAGUUCCUGAUGCUGGAAAAGACGAAGUUGACCAGUUUGUCUGGAACACAUGGGGUCAAUUGUUCCAAGUAGCGCAGCAGGUCCAACACGAUGAUCUUGCCCAAGAUAAGCUUGUGAAGGUUGUCCGAGAGCUUAUGCUCUUGCCAUCCGGCGGAACGGCAGGGGCCUGGCGAGACUUGCCGCAACUCGGCUGGGUGAUAAGAGACUGGUUCAACUUCGCGCCUUCGGCGCAGCAUGCCGGCUCGGAGCACGCAGACGAGAUCCUGAACGCCUGGGUUAAUGUGAAUGCUUUCUGGGCGAGGCUAGGGGGAACUGGCGUGAUCCCUGUGAGGGAUUUUGCGAUUUGGUCCUUACGGCAGUCUCUCGAAGAUGAAGAGGAGGUGAAAGGCAAGGUCUUGGACAAUCGCCUCUUGACCGCUGCUCAGUACGUCGAAUAUGACGGCCAUAUCCUGCAUAAGCUCCUCGUUCUUGGCUGGGAACCUAGCGAUGCAGAAGCACAGAUGUUCAAGGGCGGUUCUCUUUUUGACGGCCAGCCGGGCUUGAGCAACAAGAGAUGGUCAUUUUGGGCAUCAAGGUUCGAGGAACUGGCGAAGAAAGCGUCAACAGAAGAGGCCAGUACGGCAGCUGCACGCGCCUCAAGGUUGUUGCAAGUAUGGUACGAGAGAGAGAAGAGAGCCGAUUCAUAGAAGGUAUUGGCGGUGGGACAAGUAACAGUCGGAGCCCUCUAAGCUCUUCACCAAUUCGGACGGUCUGGUCGGGAUUAGAACGCAGAGGUCUAUGUUCAUUUGGCAUAAAAUCGAGAGUCCGGAAAAAUUCCUUGUGCCCACACGCAACGGGAGGAAGCGAUAUACAAUGCAUCGAAUCACCGAAAAAAGAAAAAAAAAAAAAAAAAAAAA
This is a messenger RNA of Truncatella angustata, 1314 nucleotides long. RefSeq lists its product as uncharacterized. The record is from RefSeq and is a predicted model, not a curated record. NCBI's taxonomy places the organism in Eukaryota, Fungi, Ascomycota, Sordariomycetes, Amphisphaeriales, Sporocadaceae. The coding region runs from base 55 to 1104 and encodes 349 amino acids. The transcript has a single exon.